CUAGCCCGGCUUGGAUUUUUCCUCAAAGGCUACCCCGACGAAACUAUUAUGCCCGGCGAGAUUCGACCUUCAAUCACUCGGUCCAAAGGCAUCCACGAUUUGACACGUGCCCACCGUGAAAAUCUUGUCAAUGCACUCAAGUCAGGCACCCUUACCAUCCGAGCCGUCACAAGCGACACUGCUCGCACACGCCUCAUCAUGUCAAGAGACCCUAUCGUCAUUGGGGAGGCACCCAGACAUCGCUCAGUCCACUCCCACGGGCGACGUGCGUUUGCUAAUGGUGGCUUUGACCGAAAUGGGCCUCCC
Molecule: messenger RNA, 306 nt
Organism: Suillus discolor
Lineage: Eukaryota; Fungi; Basidiomycota; Agaricomycetes; Boletales; Suillaceae
Exons: 1
Source: RefSeq, a predicted model, not a curated record